Molecule: messenger RNA, 5805 nt
Organism: Trichoderma citrinoviride
Lineage: Eukaryota; Fungi; Ascomycota; Sordariomycetes; Hypocreales; Hypocreaceae
Exons: 7
Coding region: 1-5805 (1934 amino acids)
Biological process (GO): transmembrane transport
Molecular function (GO): protein binding; transmembrane transporter activity
Source: RefSeq, a predicted model, not a curated record
AUGUUCAAGCGCUUCCGCAAGAACAAGGCGCAGCCGAAAGGUGGAGCUGAAAGAAAGACAUCCGACGCCUCGAUACCGACCCUCACCGUCGACGGUAGAUCUAUCGCCGAGUCAGUUACAUCCGCCAAGCCGGAGGGCUCCAGCUCUCAUCUGCGCAGUCGGUCGCCGGCACCGGCUCCGGCAGGCCUGGGGCUUCGAGUGCUCCACCAGCCCGAGUUCGCUUCCCUAGACAUCGUCUUUGUGCAUGGCCUUGGCGGCCACAGCCAGAAGACCUGGACCAAGAACCAUGAUCCGGCGCUCUUCUGGCCCGAGAUAUGGCUGCCCUUCGAGCCGGACGUCGGCAAGGCGCGUAUCUUGACAUUUGGCUAUGAAGCAAGCUGGCGCGGCGGAGCGGGCAUCUCCGGCAUUACGGAUUUUGCCAAGGAGCUUCUAUACGAGAUGCGCUUCUCCAAAGACGCGUCUGGAGCGGAUAUUGCUAUCGGGCAGAAACCCAUCAUCUUUGUCGUCCAUAGCAUGGGCGGCUUGGUCGUUAAGAAGGCGUAUCUACUUGGCCUCUAUGACGAAAACUACAAGGACAUCAUCAGUUCUGUAUCGGCCAUCAUCUUCUUGUCAACACCCCAUCGUGGCACCAACCUGGCCGAGACCUUGAACCGGGUGCUGGCGGCCUCAUUUCAGUCUUCGAAGCAUUUCAUCGCCGACCUUAACAAGAACUCUACCGCCAUCGAAGAACUGAACGAGCAGUUUCGUCAUUUGGCGCCGAGAUUAUCCAUCUGGUCCUUUUACGAAACCCUGGCGACUUCCAUUGGUCCUAAGAAACUGAUGGUCUUGGAGAAGGACUCUUCCGUGUUAGGGUAUCCGGCGGAAAUAUCGAGGCCAUUACAGGCCGACCAUCACGACGUCUGCAAGUACUCAAGUCCAAUUGACUCCAAUUAUCUCAGCGUCAGGAACGCUCUCAAGUCUCUGGUCACGCUGUUCCGCUCCAAGGCCAUUCGAGAGGCAGACGUAAGCGAGCCCGAAAACAACACGGAUAUACAUGACCUCUUCCGCAAUUGCCACACUUCCGACGAAGAAUACAGCAAACUUCGCCGAGAAUGGAUUCCGGAUACUUGUGAGUGGUUUUUCCAGGAGCCUCAAGUUCAAGAAUGGAUGAAGCCAUCCAUCGAAUCGCACAUCCUUUGGUACACUGCUCCUCCAGCCAGUGGCAAGUCUAUGCUCGCAGCUUUUGUCAUCAGUCGCCUCAAAGACCUGGGCCUGGAUUGCCAGUAUUUCCUUUUUAGCUACUCUGAGCAACGCAAGCGGUCUGUUGCCGCGAGUUUGAAGGCCAUAGCACUACAGCUUGCAAAGGAUCUUCCAGAGUACAGGAAACUGCUAAGCGGCUCGUCGCCGGCAAGUUUGGGGCUUGAGUCGACAGAUGCCUCGCUGAUCUGGCGAAACACAUUUGAGAAAUUGUUGUUCCGAAGUGGACGCUCCCAGCCCGUCUACUGGGUUUUUGAUGCUUUGGAUGAGUCGGACUCGCCAAAGUCCUUCUUGGAGUGUCUCAGGGGCUUGUCGAGGGCAACGAUACCAGUGAAGAUCUUAGUUCUGAGUCGGAAUACGAAUGCUUUAUUCGUGGGAUUUGACCGGCUCUCACAUGCAGAUGUUCAGGUCUCGAAAAUGGAAUGCUCGGGCCACCAACACAGCAGACGGGAUAUCGAGCUGUUGGUCGAGAGUGAAAUCAGACAUCUGGGCGGAAGCGACCACUUCAGGCAGCAGUUGACGCAAACCAUCAUGACGCGGUCCGAGGGAAACUUCCUCUGGACAAAGCUGGUGCUCGAAGAGAUCCUGGGGUGUCACACUGAAGACAGCAUUCGAGAGGUGCUCGACGAGAUUCCUGAUGAUAUGAUCAGUCUGUACCAGCGAAUGGAGCGAACUCUUCUUGACUCAACGCGAAAGUCCAACAAGCCGCUCAUCAGGACCCUGCUCGAGUGGACAAUAUGUGCUCAAAGGUCCCUCAGCAUCCAAGAGCUCUCGCAGGCACUGCGACCAGACUUCUCGGGACUCUUUGACCUCAGAAGGACCAUUCACGAUUCUUGCGGGCAGUUCUUACAUGUCGACAGCAAAGGCAAAGUCACCAUACUACACCAUACAGCGCGUGAGUAUUUCACAAGCACCUUAGAGAGUCAGUUCUACGUAGACGUUCGAGAGACUCACGGGAGGCUCUUUGCGCGGACGUUGGCUCAGCUCGAGGAAGCAGAUCUUCGAUGGCGGCUCAUACAGAAUCAGCACGCGCUUCAAGCCAGCGAACCUUUUGUCUUUUACGCGGCAGUGAACUGGCCGUAUCAUCUGGCGCAGAGUCACUCCAUCUCAUCGGAAUAUCUGGACCACCUGGUGAAGUUCUUGCAGAGCCCUGCGGUUCUGGCUUGGAUUCACACGCUGGCGCUGCUGCGUCGGUUGGAAGUUUUGGUACGGGCAUCCAAGGCUCUGGCAUCGUUUGCCCAACGGACGAGAAAGCAAGACGACUCCAAAAAUCCGCUGCUCCAUCGAUUAUCGGAUCUUGCGCUGCUCGACGAGUGGACCGUUGACCUCGUCAAGCUCGUUGGAAAAUUCGGCCCCACGCUUGUGACGGACCCCAGCGUGAUAUAUGAUAUGAUCCCGGCUUUCUGUCCGACCAAGUCAGUUGUACAUCGGCAGUAUUACGAUCCUCAUUCAGCCAAGAUCAAGCUACUCGGCGCCAGGGAAGUCUCUUGGAACGAUAACCUUGGGCGGCUUGUGCUUCCGGGCGAUGCGCAGGCUCGAAAGAUUGCCUGCGCUGGAAACCAUCUUGCAGUGCUUGCUUCAACGGGCGUCGUGCAUGUCUGGGACUCUUCCAACUUUACAGAACUCAGUCAAAUCUCCCAUGGUGAGCCUGUGACAGCCAUGGCACUCAACGACAAUGGCCAGAAGCUUGUUACAUACGGACUCAAGACGUCAAAGACCUGGUCCGUCGUCGGCGGAAAGCUGCUUGCAUCCACGUCAAAUCCUCCAAACGCAAAGGCUAUGGCGGUAACAUUUGCCGAUAAUGACCGAAGGCUACUAGUUGGUGGUGAUGACAACAUCGUAAGACAUAUACAAUGCGAUAAGAUGGAGGAAGGGUGGCAAAUACUGAACCCGGCGCUCCUCAAGGAGACGGGGAGGACUGACGGCGCUAUCGUGAGCUCUCCAAUGUGCCUUUCGUUUAGCGGAGACAAUUCCUUGGUUGGCGUUUCGUACAGAGGCGCACCGUUGUCAGUCUGGAGGCUCGCAGAUGGACGGUGCCUCAACAGAUGCAAGAGGGCAAAGGACUUUCAUAGCGACCAGAAUCGGACCACGUCGAACUGGUUUGCGGUCGAUCGCUUUACCUGGAACCCCGUCACAAACCACAUCAUCGGCAUCUAUAAGAACGGGUGUAUCUUCAAAUGGCAUCCUCUUACGGAUGAGAACGUCGAGGCUCGGGUUACUGCGGAUGAGAUCGCCGCAAGUCCCAACGGCAGAGUCUUUGCGACCAGCAGCAGCAACGGUUCAGUCCGAAUCUGGAACUUUGCCUACUUCACUGUCAUCUAUCACCUUUCAUCUGAGGAUCUAGUCACCGGGUUGACGUUUAGCCCUGACAGCGGGCGCUUCUAUGAUCUGCGUGGCGGGUCGAUCAAUGCUUGGGAAUCCAACACUCUGACACGCUUCCUCGAGAGCGAAGAGAACGUCAGCGACACCAACAGUGAAGACCAGUCCUUUGCAGCGCUCUCGAGACAUUCAGAGUCACGCGUCAAUCCCUUUGAGCCCGUCACAGCUCUGGCAGCGGAACUGGAUGGUUCCUCUUAUUGCAUAGGGUAUGAAGACGGGACAGUUGUGCUCUUUCAGAGGGGAGCCGCUGACGGUGUUGAUUUUGCACAGUUUCACAACUUUCUCAACGUUUCUCACAUCCAGUGGAACGCGGAUGGGAAGUACGUUGCGCUUGCUGACCUCGCGGGCGAUAUGCAGGUCAAGACACUGCGUCAAGACGACAAGGGCCAAGACAAAAUAUCGUCUUUCCCGCCACCGCAGAUUGACCUGGAUGGCGAUAAUAUCGAGCAAUUGAUCUUUAAUAUGGACAGCACGCUGCUCCUUAUAUCAGCCAAAAAGAGGAGCUUCGUUUGCAGUGUCAACGAUGGUACGGUGCGGUGCUCCUUGGCUAAUGACGACGCCGCCAUACUUCGUCAGUGGUUGCCCCAUCCUACGCAGCCGGAUUUGCUACUCGCGUUUGGAGCUUCCGAUGUCAUCACUUAUACUUGGGAAAAGCUCGAGAGAGUUGGCUCUUCCAGCUACAAAGAGCUGCAGAACCCCGGGCCCAAAUCACAGCCAUCCAUCGACAUAGAAGGUCUCGCAGAGAGGGCAUCUUCGACUCAACUAGUGUCCUUUGACGGCUUUGGCCAGGAAUCUUCAGUUACCAGUGUCAUUUUGACUCAGGACGCCAAGUUUGUCCUGUUAAACACCAAGACUAUAACUCAAGUGACUCGGCAGAGUCAUUCGAUCGACUUUACUUCCUUCCGCGAGAUUGGGCAGGAAGUUCCGGAUAACGUGCCAAUUCAAGAAAAGCCGACGGUGGUAGACAUCUCGGAUGAGAGUUCGGCGCCCAUCGGCAGCGAUGGUUUGCUACCAGUAACGGCCCAGCCCGCGGAGCCGUACACUGUAUUCUCCAAAGCUCAGCUAAGAAGAUUACAGUUGCUUCUCGGCAUCGCAACAAUCACAUCUCCUCUAACGGCAACCAUCUACUUCCCUCUGCUGCCUCUCCUCCGCGAGCAGUUCAACGCUUCAGCACAGGCCAUCAACCUCACUCUGACGCUCUACAUCAUCUUCCAGGCCCUCUCGCCAGCUCUCUUCGGGCCGUUGUCCGACUCCUUGGGCCGGCGACCCUUCUUCCUGUUGACUCUGGGACUCUACGUCGUAGCAGAUAUUGGGCUUGCCGUUAACAAGAACAAUUACGCCGUCUUGUUAGUCCUUCGAGCUAUACAGAGUUUGGGCGCGAGUGCUGCGUAUGCCAUCAGUUUCGGUAUCGUGGCGGAUGUCUGCGAGUCGAGCGAUAGAGGACGAAUGCUGGGGCCCAUUAGCAUGGCGCUGAACCUGGGGGCGUGCGUUGGGCCCGUUGUUGGAGGCGUGGUCGCGUAUACGAGUAAGAGCUAUGUUUCUACAAUGCUGAAGAUGGCCAAUCUGUUGGCAUGUCUGCGCAUCAUCUUCUACAGAGACACUUUCCUGGCGCUCUGGAUCCAUGGAUCUUUCUACACUGUCGACUACUCCUUUGUCGCAGCAGUGCCGGAUAUCUACAAGGACGCAUAUGGCUACAAUGACCUGCAACUGGGGCUGACCUAUCUGCCACGGGGCGUGGGAAUCAUUGUGGGCAGCUACUGCACAGGCAAGAUGAUGGACGCCAACUAUCGCGCCGUGAAACGUGCCACAGGUAGAACCGACGAUGGCGGGAGCCGUAUCACGGGCGACGACUUGCUGACUUUUCCCGUCGAGCUGGCCAGAACACGCUUCAGCCUGCAUCUCCUGGUCAUCUCCACGGCAACAAUUAUAGGUUACGGCUGGGCAGUGGAACGAGAUGCCCCGGCUGCGGUCUUGCUUGUUCUCCAGUUCAUCCAGGGGUUCUGGGGCACGGCAUUUUACACCACUUACGGAGCACUUGUGGUUGAUGGCUUCCCCGAGCGUCCUGGGACGGCGGCUGCGGCAACGAGCCUCACGCGGUGUGCCAUGGCGGCGGCCGGCGUGGCGUGGUGGAUUCGGAGCGGCGGCCGUGAUGCUGCUGAGAUGGAGAGGGAUGGAGUGGAGGAGAUCUAG